AUGCAGCAAGUCGCGGCUGUGUGUCAUGUCCUCCAACCCUCCUACUCCCAAGACCUCCACUCCGCCGGUCAGUCGGAAUCGCAACUCGUUUCUCUCCAAGUUUCGCUCCCCCUCGGUCAACGAAAUCGCAGCAUUACAGACUUCUAUAUCGAUCCCGAUGAUCCAUGGCGCUCCUAUUUCCCCGGAGAUACCAUCAAGGGAACAGUUCUCGUGACCGUUGUGCGGCCGGUUCGCAUUACACAUAUUGUUAUUUGUCUUCACGGCUAUGUCAAAGUCUUUAAAAAUGCGAUGCCGGCAGGGGAAACCAACUCGGAUAUCGGGUUCAUUGGCCCCGGGCGAGGCCGGCGUGGUGCAGAGUAUAUGGGCAAUGGACUGGCGACAUUGUUUGAGGACGAGAUUGUUCUCUGCGGCGAUGGCCGGCUCAAGGAGGGUAUCUACAAGUUUCGCUUUGAGAUGACACUUCCGCCGUAUGCUCUGCCGAGUAGCAUCAAUUUCGAACGAGGCACUGUUUCAUAUGCGCUCACGUCUACACUUACCCGACCAACUACCAUGAACCCUACACUUACUUGCCGAAGGCGCGUCAAUCUCCUUGAAAACAUCGACAUUGCUCCAUUUCCUGCUCCCAAAGCCCGCAUCGUCACAUUGGAACCGAUCUCCAAGCGCUCAAGAUCCAAAGCAAAGAACAAAUCACCCGCAUCGGAUGCCACCGCAGCAGCGGAUACCUCUUCAAUAGAUACUCCUGUCAACGGCACAGCUGCAUCCACGGAACAUAGACCUUCGCUGAGUCCUUCUCCGAGUAAUGUCAGCUCCUCAAGUCGACCCAGCAAUAGCAGCCAGAGUUUCCAGAUCGCAAGCGACCCUAGCUCUACGAGUACCGGAGGAGGCCGAAACAGCGAAGGACGCAGUGCGACACCUUCCAUCUCGGAUAAAACAAUCACAGCCAAGGCGGAGGUUUUGCGCGCCGGCGUAUUACCCGGUGACACGCUACCCAUUAAAGUUACCAUCAAUCAUUGUAAACAAGUGCGCAGCGCGCACGGCAUCAUUAUCACUCUAUAUCGGCAGGGCCGCAUCGAUCUCCAUCCAACCAUCCCCAUUGGAAGCCAGACUAAUGGAAAGAAACCGAUCUACGAGGAUUGCUACCCACGCUCUCGCACUGGCCUUGGAGGAUUGACUCUUGGCACCACUCGCACCAGCAGCACAUUUCGCAAGGAUUUGUCACAAUCAUUUGCGCCGUUGAUCGUGGAUCCGACCAACAUGACUGCCAUUGUCAAAACGUCUAUUCGAGUUCCUGAGGAUGCAUUCCCCACCAUCACCCGCGUACCUGGAGCCAUGAUCAAUUUCCGCUAUUAUGUGGAGAUUGUCGUCGACCUGCGUGGCAAAAUCACUUCGCCCGAUCGUUUCAUUCCUCGAUUUAAUAUGGUCUCAGGCGGGAGUACAUUUUCGCCUAGUGGUCAAAUCUUGAAUCCGGCCGAUGCCAAAGGCAGCGCCAUCACAGCUAACUGGGCUGGGAAUAUUCUUGAUACGGACCAGAUUCGCAGAGAGAAAGGCGUCGUUUCGGUAGGCUUUGAAAUUGUUGUAGGCACCCGGGACUCCAAACGUGGCCAGACUGCUGUUGAAGGUACCCCGUCUACUGCCGGCGAAUCCACCGCAUCCCAUCCUCCCCCCUUGACGACUCUGAAUCCUGCAGCUCAGAAUGGUGAUGGAGAAGAAUGGGCCGACUCAAGUCCUAAUGAGUACAGUCAAGAAGACUACGAAUUUCCUGAGGAAGCCCUGGCGGAUUACCCUGAAGAUUAUUCACAGCAAUUCCCCAUGGCCGCGCACCCUGAAGAGGAAGAGCCUGUUGAUGAGAAGACUCGACUUCGACGUCACGAGGCAGCACUCUUACCCAGUCAGCCACCCGAGGAAAAUGACGCAGGGCCUUCAACUGAGCCAGAUGUACCAACUGCGCCUGUUCUCCCAGAGGAUCAUCACCUGCAAGACUACCAGCAUCUGUCCUCGUCAACUGCAGAUGCAGGGCCCCAUCAUGUUCAAUCUGCAGAAUCCCUGCAGACCAUUGUUAUAAACGGGACUGCCCCUGAAGCUGGAGAGCCUUCUUCAACUCCUAGUGAGGAUAAGCAAGAGCUUGAACGCCAACGAUUGAUGCAACAGGCCAGUACACCUAGUGCACCUCCUCUGGAGGAGGUCAAUGGCGAGGGACCUAGUGCUCCAGUCUUUGAUGAAGAUGAUCAAUUGGUGGGUGGUAUGGCUCAUGCAGAUGAGUCUUUACCUCGGUACCAGCGAUGA
Penicillium malachiteum is the source of this 2283-nucleotide messenger RNA. RefSeq names its product pH response protein PalF (gene rim8). The transcript has 2 exons. NCBI's taxonomy places the organism in Eukaryota, Fungi, Ascomycota, Eurotiomycetes, Eurotiales, Aspergillaceae. The record is from RefSeq and is a predicted model, not a curated record. Bases 1 to 2283 code for a protein of 760 amino acids. Gene Ontology annotation, biological process: ubiquitin-dependent endocytosis. Gene Ontology annotation, molecular function: protein-macromolecule adaptor activity; ubiquitin protein ligase binding. Gene Ontology annotation, cellular component: cytosol; plasma membrane; cytoplasm.